Hyalella azteca is the source of this 2279-nucleotide messenger RNA. It is a transcript of the gene Iswi, whose product is annotated as chromatin-remodeling complex ATPase chain Iswi. Gene Ontology annotation, molecular function: ATP hydrolysis activity; ATP-dependent chromatin remodeler activity; DNA binding. The coding region runs from base 1 to 1692 and encodes 563 amino acids. The record is from RefSeq and is a predicted model, not a curated record. Gene Ontology annotation, biological process: nucleosome organization; regulation of transcription by RNA polymerase II. Lineage: Eukaryota; Metazoa; Arthropoda; Malacostraca; Amphipoda; Hyalellidae. Gene Ontology annotation, cellular component: nucleus; chromatin. The transcript has 13 exons.
AUGGGGCUCACCCAUCACUACCAUCUGGUCGAGAACUCCGGCAAGAUGGUGGUACUGGACAAGCUGCUGCCCAAGAUGCAGGCCAUGGGGUCGCGGGUGUUGAUCUUCUCGCAGAUGACGCGCAUGUUGGACAUCCUGGAAGAUUAUGCCCACUGGAGGGGCUACUCCUACUGUCGUAUAGACGGCAGCACGCCACAUGAGGACAGACAGAGACAGAUAGACGAGUACAACGCGCCUGACUCCACCAAGUUCCUGUUCAUGCCAUCCAGGAUGGACUUGCAGGCCAUGGACCGCGCCCAUCGUAUCGGCCAGAAGAAGCAGGUGCGAGUGUUUCGCUUCAUCCACGAGAACAGCAUGGAGGAGAAGCUCGUUGAGCGCGCCGAGAUCAAACUUAGGCUCGACAAACUCGUCAUCCAGCAAGGCCGGCUACAAGACACCAAGGCGUCGCUGGGUAAGGAUGAGAUGCUCGCCAUGAUCAGGCACGGCGCCAACGAAGUCUUCAAGAGCAAAGAUCAGGAGAUCACCGAUCAGGACAUCGACGACCUCAUCAUGCAGGGCGAGCAGCGGACAGAGGAACUGCAGAAGAAGCUCGACGACCUCGGCGAGUCUUCGCUGCGGCAGUUCACUCUGGAUGUGCCUAGCGAGAGCGUCUACCAGUUUGAGGGCGAGGACUACAGGGAGAAGCAGAAGGCAAUUGUGGGUAAUUGGAUCGAGCCGCCUAAGCGCGAGCGUAAAGCCAACUACGCCGUGGACGCCUACUUCAGGGAAGCGCUCAGGGUCUCCGAACCUAAGGCACCUAAGGCACCUCGUCCACCAAAGCAGCCUGUUGUGCAGGACUUCCAGUUCUUCCCCCCGCGACUCUUCGAGCUGCUUGACAAGGAGAUCUACUACUACCGCAAAACUGUCACCUACAAGGUCCCUAAAAACCCUGAAUUCGGCGCUGACUCGACACGUAUCCAGAAGGAGGAGCAGGUCAAGAUAGACGAGGCGGAGGCGAUGACGGAGGAGGAGCUGGAGGAGCGGGAUAGUCUCCUCACAAAGGGCUUCCUCAACUGGACCAAGCGAGACUUCAAUCAGUUCAUUAAAGCGAACGAGAAGUACGGCCGAGAUGACAUCGAGAACAUCGCUAAGGAGGUGGAAGGCAAGACGCCGGAGGAGGUGAUGACGUACAGCGCGGUAUUCUGGGAGCGCUGCGCUGAGCUGCAAGACUGCGACAAAAUCUUGGCGCAGAUCGAGCGCGGCGAGGCUAAGAUCCAGCGUAGGGCGUCCAUCAAGAAGGCGCUCGAUGCUAAGAUGGCUCGGUACCGCGCGCCGUUCCAUCAGCUGCGCAUCAGCUACGGCACAAACAAGGGCAAGAACUACACUGAAGAGGAAGACCGCUUUCUGGUGUGCAUGCUGCACAAGCUCGGCUUUGACAAGGAGAAUGUCUACGAGGAACUCAGAGCCGCUGUCAGGUCGGCCCCGCAGUUCAGGUUCGAUUGGUUCAUCAAGUCGCGCACCGCACUGGAGCUGCAGCGCCGUUGCAACACUUUGAUCACGCUCAUCGAGAGGGAGAACCAGGAGCUUGAGGAGAAGGAGAGAGCCGAGAGGAAGAAGGGCAGACCAAAGGGCUGCGUCUACGUUAAGGGAGGCAAGCGCACACUUGCAGGCAACAUCGACGGCAGGGGCAGGAAGAAGAAAAAGUUAGAGUAAAUUCUAUGUUUGAAAUCAACGUCUAAAAUUAAGUGCAUCAAAUUCCGUAUUUGUGUGAACCCAAGGAGUGAGGCAUAGGUAACAGAAGAUGUAGUUAACACUCGCAAACAAGUACAUAUUAUGACUGCAAAUUACUCCUGUCAUUUGCAAAGUUCUUUUUUGUAAACAGAAGCAAUCCUUUGUGGUAGACAAGUUGGCGAAAGUGUCGGACGUACAAGGAGUUUUAUUUUGUAUAAGGAUUCUUUUCUCAACCAAGCCAACUAUUGGCAUUUGGCAUGGGGAUAAACAAGUAGAAAUUGUGACAAGAGCCUCAUCGCCAAGAGGAUUUUUGUCGGCCGAAGCAUUCUUUAAGUAUGGAACGAUGUAGAUAAAAUGAUUAGAUUAAGGAUCUGUGUUAUGUGUAAUCCUUUCUUGAAACAUUUGUAGACAAAGCCAAGUAUGGGCAAGCAAAGUAACAAUCAUUUGUAAAAUCAUGUUUUUAAAAGGACCUUAUUUAUUGCAGCAUUAAGUUUAUUCGAUGCAGGUCUAGCCGAACAGUUAUGUGUAACUGUUUCAAGUUCCAGUUAAUUAAAUGUAUUUUUCGUCCA